AUGGGGUGUUGCCACUCAUUGUCUUCCGGGGAAGUUCCUCAACAGCGAGCCCACCAAAACCACGGAGAAGGAGAUCCACCAUUGACAAAGUUUUCCUUCUCCGAUCUCAACGUGGCCACCGAAAAUUUUAGUUUGAAAAAUGUUGUUUCAGAGAGCGGAGGAGAAUCGUCCAAUAUUGUCUACAAGGGCCGUUUGCAGAAUCAUGGUUUGAUCGCUGUUAAAAAAUUUAAUAAUAUGGCUUGGACUGAUCCCAAGACAUUUGUGGAGAAGGCACAUAGAGUUGGGGGGAUGAAGCACAAGAGACUCGUUAAUUUGAUUGGAUAUUGCUGUGAAGGAAAUGAAAGGCUUCUCGUUGCCGAGUUCAUGCCAAAUGAUACUCUUGCUAAGCAUUUGUUCCGUCGGAAAAAUCAUACCAUGGAAUGGGAAGUGCGAUUGAAAGUAGCAUAUUCUAUAGCUGAAGCAUUGGAUUGUUGUAGUAGUGCAGGCUUUGCAUCCUACAAUAAUUUAAGUGCUUACUCAAUUCUGUUUGAUGAGAAUGGUGAUGCAUGUCUUUCCUGUUUUGGGUUAAUGAAGGAGACCAACAAUGAUCGAAAAACAGCCGGAAGUGUGAACCCUGAAAGUGUGAUGUUUAGAUUUGGUACCAUCCUUGUGGAUUUGCUAAGUGGAAAGCCAAUUCCUCCAAGCCAUGCUCAUGAUAUGAUACAUGGGAAAAAUGUUGCUGAGUUGAUUGAUCCAAACUUGAAGGGAAAGUUCUCUGCAGACGAAGCUACCAUAGUUUUCAAACUCGCCUUUAAAUGUCUGCAAUACGAGGAUAGAGAGAGUCGCAACACAAAACACAUUGUUAGAACACUUGAAACCUUGCAAACUAAAACAGAUGCUCCAUCUUACGCAAUGCUUGAAAUGGCACAUCAUAGAGAGUUAUCUUCGAAUAAACUUUCGCCACUAGGAAAGGCCUGUUUGAGAAUGGACCUCACAGCUAUUCAUAAAAUCUUGGUGAUAGCAGAAUAUGAAGAUGACAAGGAGGUGGUUGAGUUCUCUUUCGAAGAAUGGAUGGAAGAGGCAAAAGAUAUUCAAGAGGUUCGAAAACAUGGUGAUCAAGCCUUCCUAGAGCAAGACUUUGAAACCGCCAUUAACUGUUAUUCUCAGUUCAUUGAUUCUAGGAGAACGGUGUAUCCAAGUGUUUAUGCGAGGCGUAGUCUAUGCUAUUUAUUCUGCAAUCAACCAGAUCGAGCACUUCACGAUGGGAUGAUUGCGCAAGAAGUAUUCCCUGAUUGGCCAACCGCCUUCUACUUGCAGUCUGUGGCACUAUCCAAAUUAAAUAUGAUCACUGAUUCUGCUGAUACUUUGAAAGAGGCAACUCUUUUUGAAGCAAAAAGACAUCACCGUAAGCAAGAUUCUUGA
Messenger RNA from Brassica oleracea var. oleracea, 1401 nucleotides. Its product is annotated as probable inactive receptor-like kinase SSP. The coding region runs from base 1 to 1401 and encodes 466 amino acids. The record is from RefSeq and is a predicted model, not a curated record. NCBI's taxonomy places the organism in Eukaryota, Viridiplantae, Streptophyta, Magnoliopsida, Brassicales, Brassicaceae. Gene Ontology annotation, biological process: brassinosteroid mediated signaling pathway; protein phosphorylation. Gene Ontology annotation, molecular function: ATP binding; protein kinase activity; protein binding. The transcript is spliced from 9 exons.